Engraulis encrasicolus (European anchovy) is the source of this 2961-nucleotide messenger RNA. RefSeq names its product Tax1 (human T-cell leukemia virus type I) binding protein 1a (gene tax1bp1a). The coding region runs from base 276 to 2912 and encodes 878 amino acids. Lineage: Eukaryota; Metazoa; Chordata; Actinopteri; Clupeiformes; Engraulidae. The record is from RefSeq and is a predicted model, not a curated record. The transcript is spliced from 20 exons.
CGCAGCCAGAGCAGCGCACGGAUUGCCAUUACUACGCUAUCCGAAAAUGGAGCUUUUGACAUCUUGCACGAGUUGCCUCGGUUGGAAAAACACAGACGCUCGUGCAGUGAUUGUGGUCAGCAGGUGUGUCAGCAGAACGCAUCUCCCAUAAGUCGCGUGCUCACGUGACACAUUAUCUGCUGUCAAGUCCAACCAGAGAAAUUAGAAGGUCCAACUGUCCGGAAAGCACCUUUUUUCUGCAACAGACCUUUGAGGUGAGGCAUCAAACGUAGGUGAUGUCGUUCAGAGAGAUGGCCACGUCUCCGGGCUGCGGCCCCAGCAUGCCCAAGAGCAGCGUUUCCAUGGAGACGUCCAGCUUCGCGCAUGUCAUCUUCCAGAAUGUGGGCAAGAGCUUCCUGCCCCAGGCUCCACUAGAGUGUCACUACACACUCACGCCAGCCAUCACGCCCCACCCCAAGGAUUGGGUCGGCAUAUUUAAGGUUGGCUGGAGCACAGCGAGAGAUUACUACACCUUCCUCUGGUCUCCCAUGCCAGAGAGUUAUGUUGAAGGCUCUACGGUCCAUAGAGUCAUAAUUUUCCAGGGUUACUACGUCCCUCGUAGCGACGGCGAGUUCUAUCAGUUCUGCUACGUGACGCACGGCGGGGAGAUCCGGGGCGCCAGCACGCCGUUCCAGUUCCGGGAGGCCGCGCCCUCUGGGGAGGAGCUGCUCACCGUGGAGGACGAGGGCAACUCAGACAUCCUCGUGGUCACCACCAAGACUGGACUACUGGAGCAGCGUGUGUGUGUGGCCCAGCAGGAGUGCAUGGAGCUGCAGCAGAAGCUGUGUGUGCUGCAGAGAGACAAGGAGAUCCUGCAAGCCGAACAGAGACGCCUGCAGAGAGAGAGAGACGAGGAGAGGGACACCUACUCACAGAUACACACUCACAACAAGGAGCUGCUGCAGCUGUGUGAGGCGGAGAGAGAGGAGCUGAGGAAGAGGCUUCAGGAGUCCAAGGACAGGACUCUCCAACUAGAGGAGGAACAGCAGAUUUUGAAGGACAAGCUUCACAAGGUGACUUUGGAGAAGGAGAGUUUGGAGUCUCAGUUGAAGACAGAGAGAGCUGAGAGAGACCUGCAGAGAACCCAGGUGCGCAGUGCUGAGCUGGAGAACACUAAGCUGACGGCGGAGCUUCAGAUGCUGAAGGCCAUGGAGCUGAACAGAGAGGUGACCAUUGCACAGUACCAGGAGGAGCUCCAGAGACUACGCACCACAGACAUACCGAAACGCAUGUAUCCAUCUGGACAGGGGGAGGCGGUGCGGCUGAAGGAGCAGCUCCAUCAGGCAGAGGGGAGGCUGCAGGUGUCCCAGCAAGAGGCCCUGGUCCUGGGGGACGACCUGCGCAGCGCGGCCUCCCGGGCGGAGCAGAGCACCACGGAGCUCCACAGGGCACAGCAGGAGGCCGAGGCACUCAGGACCCGGCUCACGGAGGCACAGGCGCAGAGCAGCACCGCACAGGCACAACUGGAGAGGAUGAGGAAAGAGGGUGUGUCCGUGUGUGGCGUGUCACAGGUAGAGGCGGAGCUCCAUAAGGAAGUGGACGAGCUGAAGGUGCGUCUGCAGAUGGCUGCCGAGCACUACAAGGAGAAGUACCGCGAGUGCCAGAAGCUCCGCAAGCAGCUGAGGCAGCAGGUCAGCCAGCAGCAGCAGACACACACGCAACAGCAGAGCAGCAGGGCCAACACAGACAGCCCCGACCAGGAGCCAGGGGCAGCGGCUGACACAGAUGCAAAGAGGAGUGACAAUGAGCUAACUGCAGAGAUGAUUCAAGAGACCGUCUCUCCCUGCACAGACCUGUUCUCCCCAGACCUGCUGACAGAGAAGUUGUACACAGCGCACGGUGUCUCACCCUCUGAAGACAACACAGCAGGCACGGAAACAACAGAGAAAGACCCGGAAAGUGAUAGUGAGGAGGGAGGAGAGGAGAGCAGGAGAGAUGACGAUGACGACGGCGUUGACGGAGAGACAGAGAGAGAGGAAGAAGAAACGGUAGAAGAGGCCACGGCUGUCCGGGUAGAGCGCCAUCAAGAGGGAGUGAUGAUGAUGAUGGAGAAGAGAGAAGAGGAGGUGGGGAAGAGAGAGGAGGUGGAGAGGAGGGAGGAGAGGGAGCAUACUGACCUUGCCAUGAUGGAGGAGACCUGGAGGGAGCAGUGCUCCAUCAACAUGAACCUCUCACACCUGUUGAAGGCUCAGCUGGAGGAAAAGACCAGAGAGGUGAAUGCACUGAGGGAGAGUCUGGCUGAUGUGAUGAGAGACAAGGAGAGACUGGAGAAGGAGCUGCGUGCGUUGGGCUGUAGGCAGCGGCAGCAGCAGGGGCAGCAGCAGCAUGCUGGGGAGUGCUCUGGGGAGCAGGUGGCUCUGCUCUUCCCCCUGCCCUACGUCCAGGAGCACCCCCCGCCCCCCCUCGUGCAGCAGCGGCCCGCAGACCUGCAGUACGGAAACCCCUACGCCAGAGAUGGUGCUAGUGGGUCGUCAGGUGUGACUGCGGUGGGAGCAGAGGGAGUGGUGGUGUGUAUGCAGCCCUCUCGUGGCCUCAGUCUCCCAGACGGCCUGGAGAACAUCUUCCAAGAGCCCAGUCAACAUAAUGUGAGUGAGGAGGCACAGGAGUUGUUUGGCCAUCCAAGCCCCAAGCACACAGAGAACAAGAGAACGAGCUUCUGCUUCGACACCAGCUCGGAGGUCCAGAAGCGCUGUCCUCUGUGCGAGGUCAUCUUCCCGCCGCAGUUUGAGCAGCGCAGCUUCGAGCAGCACGUGGAGUCCCACUGGCGCGUCUGCCCCGUCUGCAGCGAGCAGUUCCCCCUGCAGACCCAGCAGCUGCUCUACGAGAGGCACGUACUCACACACUUUGACGGAAACGUCCUCAACUUCGACUAGGCGCCACACAGACUGUUCCACAGGUUGUGUGUGUGUGUGUGUGUGUGUG